UGAGCCAAUGAGCUAAGCUCCAUCCAAUCAGGCAUGAAAGAAAGCGCUAAUUCAAGAAUGAAACCUCUCAAUCAAAGCUUUUACCCUUUCUUGAUCUUAGAUUAAUAACCCGUUGAAGCGCAGGAGCUCAAUUAAUUGGUGCAGGUGCUUGGCUAUCGAAUCAGCAGCUAAGGUAGCAGACUGAUUUUACUUGAUGACCUGGUAUGAUCAUGAACUAGAAUGUUCUAUUGAAUGAGAUAUAGCCGUAGAUAUCCCAGUGCCCACUCUUCGAUCUCCCAUCGCAUCGGUUCCUGAAUAUCUACUCACUCCCGCCCUGGAUAGACUUAAGGCUGAAGACCGAGUAAAAGGGCUGGCAAGGCAAAAUAGCAAAAAAGAGUUUAGCGUAAGAGAAGAAAGCUGCUCUUAGCAGAGAGAGGGUGGAUAAGUUUCUAGUUCAUGGAUUGAUCGAGUUUCGUUCUACUUUCGACUUAUCUCGAUUGGGUUGGUGUUAAGUGUACCCAACAAAAGGUACAAUACAAGAAUUUCGAGGACCCGUCUUUCUUCAGCACGAAGGAAGUUAGUUGAUCGAGAAAGCAAGGACCCGUAUAGAGCUACGCCAUGAGUAGAUCGAAAAGGUCUCGCGAAGCCGGUAAUCCUUUGCCUCCCCUAACUAGUAAAGCUGAAGAAGAAGCAUAAAAAUGGAGUCCUUCAUCUUUGGUCUUUUUCCCAUGCUUUCUGUUGGUCAACAACCAACCACAACUCUCUAUAGUCAAAACACUAGUCCUGCAGGCUUGCUUUUAACCAUACCAGGUUCAGUCUGUAUGGAGGGAAUUUCUUUUGUCUGAAUCAAUCAUGCCUCAACUGGAUCAAUUCACUUAUUUCACACAAUUCUUCUGGUUCUGCCUUUUCCUCUUUACUUUCUAUAUUCCCAUGUGCAAUGAUAGAGAUGGAGUACUUAGGAUCAGCAUAAUUCUAAAACAACGGAACCAACAGGUUUCAAACCAGGGGAACAAAAUCCGGAGCAACGACCCCAACAGUUUGGAAGAUAUCUUGAGAAAAGGUUUUAGCACCGGUGGAUCCUAUAUGUACUCUAGUUUAUUCGAAGUAUCCCAAUGGUGUAACGCCGUCGACUUAAAGGGAAAAAGGAGGAAAAUAACUUAUAUCUCUUGUGUCGGAGAAAUAAGUGGCUCACGAGGAAUGGAAAGAAACAUAUUCUAUUUGAUCUCGAAGUCCUCAUAUGGCGCUUCUUCUUCCAAUCCUGGAUGGAGGAUCACUUGUAGGAAUGACAUAAUGCUAAUCCAUGUUCCACACGGCCAAGGAAGAAUCAAAAAAUAAGAAAGGUUAUCGAGAUUCUCAAUCGCUCUUUUAGUAGAUAGUGGGAAAUGGGGCUCCCAGGCCCCCCAUGCUGCCAGACUUGAAUGAGCCCUUGCUCCCCGAUUUGAACCAACCGCUCGAACCACCAGAGGAACCCUAUCAACCAAUCUUUCCUCUGGUUGGAAGUCUUUCCGGGGAAGACCAACGAGCAGUUGACCGCCUAAUUUCACUAGAAAAUCUCCUUGUCGUAAAGGCGACGCACAUGUUGCGUUCGCUUCAUUAUACGCCCAUCGAUUCUGAUGUUAAGUUUGUGCUAUCGGCUUUUCUAGUUGAUUAUCCAUCUAGUGAUGCCUACCAAAGCCUACUCCCACACUUUCUUCCUAUGGAACCCCCAUCCCCUAUCUUUCUACAAUUCUGAGAGGAUUGGGAAGCCUUUAUAACAACAACAUCCACAGAUUUCCUUUCAAAUAGAAUAUUUUUUUUGGGGGGGUUCCUUAAGGGAGGGGGCAGGGCUUUAGAGGAGGAGUGAGGACCCGACUAAUGGGAAUCAAGACCCCUAUCUCAUAGGGGACCCUCUUGGAAAAAUCUUUCUUUCUUGAUGAAUGAUAUGGUUUUCCAUAAAUCGAUAUGAAUGGAGGAUGCCUCUUGAACUUCUUAAUCCAAGUUCCAGUGGUGGGCAGUCGGUGCGCUCUUUCUUGAUUAACUUGGGUAAAAAUGUCCGGAUGAACUACAUAUGGUCUGAUACCUAUCUUCUUGUUGAGUUGGAGUGGUAGGUUAUGUAGGCGCUCGAAAUUGCUUCUCACUAGACAAGAUGGUACAGCAAUGAGGGUUCGACCCAUUUCUAUU
Molecule: messenger RNA, 2139 nt
Organism: Arachis duranensis
Lineage: Eukaryota; Viridiplantae; Streptophyta; Magnoliopsida; Fabales; Fabaceae
Product: putative ATP synthase protein YMF19
Exons: 1
Coding region: 832-1314 (160 amino acids)
Cellular component (GO): mitochondrion; membrane
Source: RefSeq, a predicted model, not a curated record